UAACAGAACAAACAGUGGUGCAUACCGGUUUGUCGGCAACAACGAGAAGGGUGUAUUAUAGUUUCAGUCUGUAUUUUAUCUUUCACAAGAGACAGGAAACGUUAACACUGUUACAGUGAAAAAUAGGAACAUGGAGGAAACCAUUUCAAAUGAACAAAUCCCAGUCAGCACUGUUCAGCCUGGAGACAUGGAGAGUGACCAAUUAGAUAGCAAAGAAGUCUCAAAUGAUCAAGCCAACAACAAAGAAGCUGUAAAGAGUACAUCGCAACCGUCUGGCGACCCAGAGCAGGAGGAGGUAAAGUGUGAUUCAUGCAUUGAGAAACCUCUCAAGGCCUCCAAAUCCUGCCUGACCUGCAUGGUGUCCUACUGUGAGGAGCAUCUGAGGCCUCAUCUAGAGAACAGCAAAUUUCAGAGCCAUAGGUUAGUGGAGCCUCAGCUGGACAUGGAGCAGCGUAUAUGUGAGCAUCACCAGCUGGAACUGCAGAUAUAUUGUAUGAAUGACAACUGCUGCAUUUGUUCACAAUGCGAGACAGAAGGACACCAAGGGCACAAUGUCACACCAGUAGAUGAGGCACGCAAACAUAUCGAGAGCGAGCUACAACAAAAACAGAAAGAAACACUGAAGACUUUAACAGCUGCUGAACAGGCCAUUAACAAGCUACAGAACAACUCCACAUCCAUUGAAAGCUCAGUACUUGGGGUUCAUGCUGAAAUUGAGCAGCAGUUCUCAAUCCUGCAAAGCGCGAUUGAUGAGGCCCAGAAGAAAGCUUUUGACCUUCUGGAUGGGGAACACAAGCAGGCCGUGAGUCAGGCAGAGAGCAUCCAUAGCCACCUGAAGCAGAAGAUGUCUGAGCUGAAGAAGACCAUGACUCAAGUGGAGCGAUUUUCCAAGAAUAAGAACCAUGUUGAUUUUUUGCAGGAAUACACAGAGUGGAAAAAGGACUCGGUGGAUGUGUGCUUACCCGGUAUUUACAUCAGCCUCAUAGACCGUCUGACCACUUUUAGUCGCAUUGUUAAAGAAUCAACUCAGUCCUUGUGUGAUCUGCUGCUGUCCACCUUCCAUGUUCAGCUCAAGGAACUUUGUAAAAGUGACACACUGGGCAUUAAGACGUUGGUACACCCGAGUUCUCCAAUCAAACGACAAGCUUUCGCUCCUGAGCCUGUGACUAGAGAUGACUUUCUUAAAUAUGCCACCAACCUGAGUUUCAAUCCUGACACCACACACAAGUUCCUGAGACUCACCGAAGACAACCGAAAAGCCAGCAACACCACACCCUGGCAACACAAUUACCCUGACAUGCCCGAGCGCUUUGAGAACUGGCGACAGGUGAUGACCUCAGAGAGCCUUUACAUGGGCCGCCAUUAUUUUGAGGUGGAUCUGAGCGGAGAGGGUGCUUAUAUAGGACUCACAUACAAAAGCAUUGAUCGCAAAGGUCAAGAAAGCAGCAGCUGUAUCACAGGCAAUGACUUUUCAUGGAGCAUUGGACGAGAAAGUCAUGGGUACUCAGCAUGGCACUCUGAUGUAGAAACCCCUCUCGAAAUGGAGACUUACCCAAGGAUCGGAUGCUACAUCGACUAUGAAAAGGGUCUGCUGGCCUUCUAUGGUAUAGCUGAGACUAUGAAACUUCUUAAAAUGUAUAAUGCUAGCUUCCGGGAGCCAUUAUAUCCUGUCUUUUGGCUCUCCAAGAAGGACAAUACAGUUGUUCUAGUCAAGCCAGGAUCAAGUUCAGAAUUGCAAUGAAAAACAUUUUCAAAGAAACAGUUUCAACCAGUGCUUAAUUUGUAAAUGAAUAGUUUCCGGAACAAAACCAGCAAUCUCUCGCCACUGUGACUGACACCAACCACAUGUUCCCGGAACAUGAUGUCACUAAACGGUGGUGACGCAUCUAUAAACAUUAACCCGUUGCUGAAUGGUCUCGUGUAUUAUUCUGUUCCAUAUCCGGACCAAUCAUGGAUUAAAAUAUAUAUAUAUAUAUAUAAACGUGUUGCCUAAGAUACGCCCCAAGUCGAUGCCAUUUAACUCUUGGCAAUCUUCAUCCAGGUGUGCAGUUUCAUCUUCUCUGGAUCUCUUUUGAUCAGGCACACCAUCAGCUUUUCUCGUGGAUUUAAAAAAAUGAAAAUAUGUUUGACGGUCUCUUUGACAUUUUGAAAUUAUAAUUUUUAUUUAGGUAGACCAAUAUACCAUUCUUUCUUUCCGCUGCUCACUGCGUGCGAAACAAUAAUCACCAACCAAUGAGAGUGAUUGUAAACUUAAGAAAGCUGAUUGGUCAAAAACAUAUGUUGAGGACCAAUAGCUAAACGUUACCUCUAAGCGUAUCUGCAUAAACACACUCAGCCUUGCUCGCUGUGUUUCACUCACUCAUUCACACAUAUGUUUAAAAUAAAUACUGCAACGCAAAACACGAAAAUCGGACAUUUCCCGGAACAGGAUCCGGCUCAAAUUAAGCACUGGUUUCAGCUGAUUUUGAAUUAGGGCUACAAUGUUGUAAAUGAUACAUCCAUAAGUGAAUCAUCCAGAGGUGUACUUAUUUCAACUUUAUUUUAUGUGAUUCAUUUGAAAAUCCUAAUAAACAUUACAUUUUUCUUGCCAUAACAUGA
Messenger RNA from Hemibagrus wyckioides, 2598 nucleotides. Its product is annotated as tripartite motif-containing protein 16-like protein. Bases 131 to 1741 code for a protein of 536 amino acids. The record is from RefSeq and is a predicted model, not a curated record. The transcript has 6 exons. Lineage: Eukaryota; Metazoa; Chordata; Actinopteri; Siluriformes; Bagridae. Gene Ontology annotation, molecular function: zinc ion binding; protein binding.